UUAUUUGGGGUUGGUUAAAUCAAGCAUCUUUCUGUCUGUCAUCUUCUCAUCUCUUCUUCCUCUGAGUUACGCCUCCGCAUUUACACACGCUCUCUCUCUUGACUCCCUUUGUUGGGUGCGUUUUUUCUCUCUAAAACUCUAAACUUUUUUCACUCCCCAUUGCCAUUAUAGAUUCAGACCAGCCAGGUUCGGGGAAGACUUGGCUUGUUGCUGAAUCAAACUCAGGAUCCUGAACCCAACUGGGUAUUCUUUUGUCACCUGUUUUGAUUAUAUUGUACAUCCAAGGCCGCUCAUUUUCAAUCUGGGUUUUGCGUUCUUCAUUGUUUGUUGGGUUUGUGUUUCUUUUGAUUGGAGUUGAGCACUGUGGUGAGGGGGGGAGCAAAAGUGGAUCUUAAAACCGUGUCGGUGGUGGGAGGACUCAGUGAGAGUCCGAGUUUUGUGUUGUGUGUCUUGAUUUGAGGUGGUGGCUCUGUGUCAUUGUGGGAAAUUAUGGACACAAGAGGUCGACUUAUUGCUGGGUCUCACAACAGGAAUGAAUUUGUGCUGAUAAAUGCAGAUGAGGCUGGAACCGGAAGAAUAAAAUCUGUACGAGAAUUGAGUGGGCAAACUUGUCAGAUCUGUGGUGAUGAGAUUGAGCUUAUAGGUGAUGGAGAGCUGUUUGUUGCCUGCAAUGAAUGUGCUUUCCCAGUGUGCAGACCCUGCUAUGAGUAUGAGAGAAGAGAAGGAAACCAAGCUUGCCCUCAGUGCAAAACCAGAUACAAGCGGCUGAAAGGUAGUCCUAGAGUUGAAGGUGAUGAGGAAGAAGAUGACAUAGAUGAUUUGGAAAAUGAAUUUGACUAUGGAAGUGGUGAUGCUAUGGGUCCACAACUGGUUGCGGAGGCUAUGCUCACUGCACGACUUAACACUGGUCGUGGCUCCCAGGUUAAUGGGAUGCCUGGAAACUCUGAACUGGAUUCUUCGCCUCCUAGCUCUCAAAUUCCUCUCUUGACCUAUGGCGAGGAGGAUUCUGAGAUUUCUCCAGACCAUCAUGCGCUCAUUGUACCCCCUUUUAUGGGUCAUGGAAAUAGAGUUCAUCCAAUGCCUUAUCCAGAUCCAUCUGUACCUUUGCAACCUAGACCAAUGGUUCCUAAGAAAGAUAUAGCUGUGUAUGGUUAUGGAAGUGUUGCAUGGAAAGAUCGAAUGGAAGACUGGAAGAAAAGACAGAAUGAAAAACUUCAGGUAGUUAAGCAUGAAGGAGGGGGUGAUGGUGGAAACUUUGAUGGGGAGGAGCUGGAUGAUGCUGAUUUGCCAAUGAUGGAUGAAGGCAGGCAGCCACUUUCGAGGAAGCUACCCCUUCCCUCAAGCAAGAUUAAUCCCUACAGAAUGAUUAUCAUACUCCGCCUUGUAAUUCUUGGAUUAUUUUUUCACUAUAGAAUUCUCCACCCAGUUAAUGAUGCAUAUGGCUUGUGGUUGACAUCAGUUAUAUGUGAAAUCUGGUUUGCUGUUUCUUGGUUUUUGGAUCAGUUCCCCAAAUGGUACCCCAUUGAGAGAGAAACAUAUCUUGAUCGGCUAUCUCUGAGGUAUGAGAAAGAGGGGAAACCAUCAGAGUUAGCCAGUAUAGACGUUUUCGUGAGUACAGUUGAUCCGAUGAAAGAACCUCCAUUGAUCACUGCAAACACGGUUCUAUCCAUCCUUGCUGUUGAUUAUCCAGUUGAUAAAGUUGCAUGCUAUGUAUCAGAUGAUGGUGCUGCUAUGCUUACUUUUGAAGCUCUCUCUGAGACAUCUGAAUUUGCUAGGAAAUGGGUUCCUUUCUGUAAGAAGUUUAACAUUGAACCCCGUGCCCCUGAGUGGUACUUUUCUCAGAAGAUGGACUAUCUAAAGAAUAAAGUUCAUCCAGCUUUCGUGAGGGAAAGGCGAGCAAUGAAGAGAGAUUAUGAAGAAUUUAAAGUCAGGAUUAAUGGGCUGGUUUCAACAGCACAAAAGGUUCCUGAGGAUGGUUGGACAAUGCAGGAUGGGACACCAUGGCCAGGAAACAACGUGCGAGACCAUCCAGGCAUGAUCCAGGUUUUCCUAGGUCACAGUGGGGUUCGUGAUGUGGAGGGAAAUGAAUUACCUCGCCUGGUUUAUGUUUCUCGUGAGAAAAGACCAGGCUUUGAACACCAUAAAAAGGCUGGGGCAAUGAAUGCUUUGGUACGGGUCUCAGCGGUUCUGUCAAAUGCUCCUUAUCUUCUGAAUGUUGACUGCGAUCACUAUAUUAACAACAGCAAAGCACUCAGAGAAGCCAUGUGUUUCAUGAUGGACCCCACAGUGGGGAAGAAAGUCUGCUAUGUGCAAUUUCCUCAAAGAUUUGAUGGAAUUGAUCGUCAUGAUAGAUACUCAAAUCGGAAUGUUGUUUUCUUUGAUAUCAACAUGAAAGGAUUGGAUGGUAUACAAGGACCCAUAUAUGUCGGAACUGGUUGUGUUUUCAGAAGGCAAGCUCUUUACGGUUAUGAUGCACCAGUCACCAAGAAGCCUCCUGGCAAGACUUGCAAUUGUUGGCCAAAAUGGUGCUGCCUGUGCUGUGGAUCUAGAAAGAACAAAAAAACAAAGGCAAAGACUCCAAAGAAAAAGAAGUCCAAGCAAAGGGAAACAUCAAAGCAGAUACACGCCCUUGAAAAUAUUGAAGAGGGAAUUGAAGGAGUGAAUCCUGAGAAAUCAUCUGAGACAGCACAAAUGAAAUUGGAGAAGAAAUUUGGGCAGUCUCCUGUUUUUGUAGCCUCCACUCUUCUAGAGAAUGGUGGAGUUCCUCAAAAUGCAACCCCUGCAUCACUCCUCAGAGAAGCCAUCCAAGUCAUUAGCUGUGGUUAUGAAGAUAAAACAGAGUGGGGAAAGGAGGUUGGCUGGAUAUAUGGCUCUGUGACUGAGGAUAUCCUAACAGGAUUCAAGAUGCACUGCCAUGGGUGGCGGUCUGUGUACUGCAUCCCUAAGCGGCCUGCAUUUAAGGGUUCAGCCCCCAUUAACCUUUCUGAUCGUCUGCACCAAGUUCUUAGGUGGGCCCUUGGAUCUGUUGAAAUUUUCUUGAGCAGGCACUGUCCAAUUUGGUAUGGCUAUGGGGGUGGCUUGAAAUGGUUGGAACGAUUUUCUUAUAUUAACUCGGUGGUGUAUCCAUGGACCUCCAUUCCUUUGCUCGUCUACUGUACUCUUCCAGCUAUCUGCCUUCUCACAGGGAAAUUUAUUGUUCCUGAGAUUAGCAACUAUGCCAGUCUGCUCUUCAUGGCUCUCUUCAUAUCUAUUGCUGCAACUGGUAUCCUUGAAAUGCAGUGGGGUGGUGUUGGAAUAGAUGACUGGUGGAGAAAUGAACAGUUUUGGGUGAUUGGUGGUGUUUCAUCACAUCUCUUUGCUCUCUUCCAGGGUUUGCUCAAGGUUUUGGCUGGUGUCAACACAAACUUUACCGUCACCUCCAAAGCAGCAGAUGAUGGGGAGUUUUCAGAGCUUUACCUCUUCAAAUGGACAUCCUUGUUGAUCCCUCCAACAACAUUGUUGAUCAUAAACAUAGUGGGAGUAGUAGUGGGAGUCUCCGAUGCCAUCAAUAAUGGGUAUGAUUCAUGGGGUCCACUUUUCGGUAGGCUAUUCUUUGCCUUCUGGGUCAUCAUGCAUCUCUACCCCUUCCUCAAGGGUUUACUUGGGAAACAAGAUCGCAUGCCUACCAUUAUUUUGGUAUGGUCUAUUCUACUGGCCUCAAUCUUGACUCUUUUGUGGGUCAGAAUAAACCCAUUCGUCUCCAAAGAUGGCCCCGUAUUAGAAAUUUGUGGGCUAAAUUGUGACGACUGAGACAUAUGAAUAAAACCAACGCCUUGCAGAUGACAUUGCAACUGCUGUGUUGCAGAAGCAAACACCAGUUCCUUGUUCCCUGCAUCAAGAACUUGGAAAUGAGCAUGAAGAAAUUGUGGAGUGUGAAGAGCGGACUAUAUUUUUGGAUGUUGUAGAUAUAGUUGGGGGUGGAGUGCAGACACGUUCUUUGUUCUUACACAGUUCUUUAUUAAUUCUUUUAUUAUUAGGGCCUUUUUUCUGGUCUUGUAAUUUCUUUUUUGGAGUCUGUAUUCCUGGAAGAAUUAUAUUUAUUCCCUUGUCAAUGUUGGGGGGAGUGGUAUAGGUGUCUCGGUGUCAAAUUAAUUCACAUUUAUCCACCUAUUGUUUUGAUUUGAUGCUUCUUCCUAUUCCGAACAGCUUAGCUUGGCUUGGCUUGGCUAGGCCCUGUAUCUUAAUAAUUUGAAGUUCUGAAAUAUCAAGAAUCGUAUUUGUUCCCACU
Molecule: messenger RNA, 4267 nt
Organism: Rubroshorea leprosula
Lineage: Eukaryota; Viridiplantae; Streptophyta; Magnoliopsida; Malvales; Dipterocarpaceae
Source: the annotation of a GenBank genome assembly